Molecule: messenger RNA, 996 nt
Organism: Tricharina praecox
Lineage: Eukaryota; Fungi; Ascomycota; Pezizomycetes; Pezizales; Pyronemataceae
Exons: 2
Coding region: 232-867 (211 amino acids)
Source: RefSeq, a predicted model, not a curated record
UGAAAGAGGCCGAGUACCUACGAGUCACAAGAGAGAAAAGAGGACGAGACUAGAAAUGGACCACCGAUAAUUCAGGAAGUCCCACACACGGAAGAAAGCGAUCCCAUGACGAUGGACGAUGAAACAGACUGAAAGACCCGCCGGCAAAAUAAACAAGAGCACUCUGGACGUUUAAACCCACCGAAUCUGGUCUAGCCAGGCCGGCGAAAUUUCGCCGCUCGUGCAUCUGCCAUGCCCGCCGUUUCCGCUAUGUCCCACAAUGUCCAGGCGGCGCGAGACAUCAAUUCCAUAGCUAUGCUGCAUCGCCAUGCAUCUAGACCUGUGCCUCUCACCGGAGACGAAGUCCCAGUUCCCGAACAAGCCCUGAGAGUCCAUCUAUUUCUUCCCGGUUUCGUUUGCAGCAGGGAGCUCGUAUGCGUCCUGCGAUCAUCUGCACAUCUGCACAUCUGCCAAUCUUUCGAGACGAAAGGAGGACAGCUCUGUAGUAAGACAACAUCCACCUGCUCGGUAGUCCGCCUCAUCUAUCGGUCCCACUCGACACUCGCGGGGAUCUCCCAUCACAGCCUCCGCCUCAAAUCGUGGCCAGAUUGCGAUAUAAAGAUCCCUCUCCCCCUCUCCGAUCAUCAAGCUCACAGACAUCCUGGUACAUUCAUCCAACAACACGCCGAAAGAACCAACCAACCAACCAACCAACACAAAACCAAAAACAAUGGGCCAAUGCAUGGUUUGCGGUUGUUCCGACCAAACCGGAGAUCCCUGUCAGUCGUGCGGCCAUUCGCAUGGAAAUUAAAUCUCCUUCGAGUCUUCGACUCGCUCGACAUGCUUGACUUGGGGUGGAUUGGGGGCAGGAGGACUGUGAUUUCUUGAUUUGGGGUUUCGUUAUGGUAUUUCGGUACGUGGUAUGUACCGGUAUUCAAGGAACAGUUGAGCAAACAUUCCGUGGCAUCAGUGAUGCAUCACAGCAGUAAUUCCAAUCGUUACGCAGAUGGCAGAUUG